GCGAGCGAGCGGGCAGGGGGGUGUGCGGCUGCUAGAGCCGAGCGGAGCGAUGCCUAAAUCAAAGGAACUUGUUUCUUCAAGCUCUUCUGGCAGUGACUCUGACAGUGAGGUUGACAAAAAGUUAAAGAGGAAAAAGCAAGUUGCUCCAGAAAAACCUGUAAAGGAGCAAAAGACAGGUGAAACUUCGAGAGCUCUGUCAUCUUCUAAACAGAGCAGCAGCAGCAGAGGUGAUAACAUGUUUCAGAUUGGGAACAUGAGGUAUGUUAGCGUUCGAGAUUUUAAAGGGAAAGUGCUCAUUGAUAUUAGAGAAUAUGGGAUGGAUCCAGAAGGUGAAAUGAAACCCGGAAGAAAAGGUAUUUCUUUAAAUCCAGAACAAUGGAGCCAGCUGAAGGAACAGAUUUCUGACAUCGAUGAUGCAGUAAAAAAACUGUAAAAUCCGAGCCAUAUAAAACCUGUACUGUUCAAGUUGUUUUAAUCUGUCUUUUUACACUGGCUUUUGUUUUCUACACGUUGUUCUCCAAGCUAUUGCAUGUUUGGAUUGCAGAAGAAUUUGUAAAAUGAAUACUUUUUUUUAAUGUGCAUUAUUAAAAAUGUUGAGUGAA
This is a messenger RNA of Cebus imitator (Panamanian white-faced capuchin), 602 nucleotides long. RefSeq names its product activated RNA polymerase II transcriptional coactivator p15-like. Gene Ontology annotation, biological process: positive regulation of transcription initiation by RNA polymerase II. The transcript has a single exon. Gene Ontology annotation, cellular component: transcription regulator complex; nucleus. Gene Ontology annotation, molecular function: DNA binding; transcription coactivator activity. The record is from RefSeq and is a predicted model, not a curated record. NCBI's taxonomy places the organism in Eukaryota, Metazoa, Chordata, Mammalia, Primates, Cebidae. The coding region runs from base 50 to 433 and encodes 127 amino acids.